AUGAUGGUGCUUAAACGAUCGUGGGCGAUAGCCCUGGCCGGUCUUUUGGCCUUGCAGCAGGUCCCAAUCGCCGCGCAGGAGCCCCUGGCCCCCCGAUCCGGUCGGAAUCCGCUCGAUGAAACGUUCGCGGAGCUCGUCAACAAGACACUCGACGUCUUCAAGGUUCCCGGGCUUGCCAUUGCCGUGAUUGACGACGAGGAAGUCUUUGCCGAGGGCUAUGGCUUCGCCACCCUGCCAGAUAUGAGAGCAACGCCGCAGACGCUGUGGUACGGCGCCUCGACGACCAAGGCCUUCACCGCGGCCACUAUCGCGCACCUCAUCGACUCCAAGCGUUACUCUUCCUUGGAACUAGGCUGGCAAACCACCAUCUCGUCUCUGCUUCGCGACGAGUUUAUGCUGCAGGAUGAGUGGGCGACAAACCACAUCACCCUCGAUGACGCCGUUAGCCACCGCACAGGAUUGCCAUCACACGACAUGUCCAGCAUCCACAUCAUAGACGGCAGAUCGGCCGUGCCCAAGGAUAUUGUGAGAAAUCUGCGGAACCUUGCGACUAACGAGCCUCGCGUCGAAUUCGAAUACUGCAAUCUCAUGUACGUCACGCUGUCUUAUGUGAUUGAGUCCCUCACCGGCAAGUGGCUCGGGCAGGUCCUCAAGGAAACCCUCUGGGAUCCUCUGGGUAUGGACGGGACUCGUUUCAGUCUUGAAGACGCCUUGCAGGCGCCGUACCAUCUCGCCCGGGGCUACAGGUGGGACAACGGCAGCCAGAUCUACCACCCGGUAGACCACAUGCCUGUGAGCGAGAUCAGCGGCGCCGGCGCCACCUUUUCCAACGUCCUCGACUACGCCAAAUGGCUAAAGAGCCUCAUCCACGCAAGUGGCCCCCUGUCCAAAGCCGUCCACAAAGAUAUCAGGACGCCGCGCAUAAUCGACACUGACCCGGCGUUCAACCGCGGCAUACAGUUGUAUGCUUUGGCAUGGGACCGGUUCGUCUACCAUGGCCAUGUCGGAUACCAGCAUGGCGGAAGCAUGCAUGCUUUCGGCGGAAGCGUCUAUUGGCUACCAGAGGCCAAGUUUGGCGUCGUUGCCUUUGGAAACACGGCGCACACGUCGAAUGCAGCGGUGGAGGAGCUGAUAAUCAAGCUGAUUGACGACAAGCUUGGGAUACCUGCUGAGAAUCGCAUCGACAGAAGAAGAAGUAAGUCUUUUCCAGGAUAG
Purpureocillium takamizusanense is the source of this 1215-nucleotide messenger RNA. RefSeq lists its product as uncharacterized. The record is from RefSeq and is a predicted model, not a curated record. Bases 1 to 1215 code for a protein of 404 amino acids. NCBI's taxonomy places the organism in Eukaryota, Fungi, Ascomycota, Sordariomycetes, Hypocreales, Ophiocordycipitaceae. The transcript has 2 exons.